AUGACCCUUUCCGCCGAUGAUGAAAAGCCUCAAGAGCCUUCCUCAACCCUCCCUCAAGAAGAGGCCACAGGACGACAAUCAGGAGUUCAGAAUCAUCACAAAGAUGGGACACCAGCUGGCUUCUCGACAACUUCUCCGUCUCAGGACCAAGAAGCACAACAGCCGCCCGUCCACUCCGUCUUCUCCUCGCGAAUGAAGGUCUUCGUUGUCUUGAUGACCGUGUUCAGCACCCUAUUCUCCCCCUUCUCGUCUUUCAUUUAUAUACCCGCUCUAACUCCCAUUGCGGAAUCAUACCACCGCUCUGUCGCCGAGCUCAACUUCACCGUCACCGUGUACCAAAUCAUGCAGGCAGUGGCACCACUCUUCUUUGGAGACUUGAGUGACCAGAUUGGCCGCCGCCCCGUGUACGUGCUCACAUUUGCCAUAUAUCUCGGAUCCAAUAUUGGGCUGGCGCUGCAGAACAAAUUUGCCGCCCUGAUGGUCCUCCGGGCUCUUCAGAGCACGGGAAGCAGCGCGACUGUCGCCAUUGGCAGUGCAGUGAUGGCCGAUCUGACGACCAGCGCAGAGAGAGGCGGAUAUAUCACCGCGGUGCAGGCGAGUGUCAUGUUUGCCCCCGCGCUCGCUCCUGUCCUGGGUGGUAUCAUGACACAGUUCUUGGGUUGGCGAUCAACCUUUUGGUUUCUCGUCAUCUCGGCGGCGGUUUUUGUUGUCAUCUAUGUCCCCUUUGUUCCGGAGACUGCACGAAGCAUCGUUGGGAAUGGAUCCAUUCCUCCCCCAAGGCUCAAUUGGUCUCUUGCAUCGUCGAGGCAGUGGCGCCAGAAGAAACAAGAGGUCGAGUCUGCCACUCCCGCGAUAGACACACCCCAGCCGGUGAAGAAGCCAUUCAGAAUCCCGGUUCCAAACAUCUUCGCGGCAGUGCGUAUAAUAUUCGAAAAAGAUGUCGGUCCCUUGAUGCUCUUCAUGUCGCUCUUCGUCAUGGCCAACUAUGCAAUGUUGGUCCCGCUGCAGGAUGUGAUUCGCAGGCAGUACGGAUUCAAUGAUCUCCAGGUGGGACUGUGCUACAUCCCCUUUGCCAUUGGAUCGGUUUUCGGGGCUGUUAUUGUUGGACGCAUGCUCAACUGGAACUAUGCCAGGGUGGCUAAGAGCAUUGGUGUCUCGGCGGAUAGGAAGCGAGGCGAUGACCUCCGCAAGUUUCCUAUUGAGAAGGCGAGGCUGGACCUAAUGUGGCCCCCGACGAUACUUGCCAUCAUCACUAUCGUGGUAUGGGGAUGGGUCGUUGACUCUGGCACCAGCCUUGCAGCGCCGAUGGUUGUGCUCUUUUUUGCCGGGAUGGGGCUCUCCGGGCCCGUCUCCAUCCUCAACACUCUUCUGGUGGACUUGUAUCCUAUGAAUCCUGGCAGGGUAUCCUCGUCCUUUAAUCUUACAAGAGCAACUCUGAGCGCUGUUGGGACGGCUGUUGUUCAGUACAUCAUCGAUGCCUGGGGAUAUGGGUGGACCUAUGUCUUUAUGGGGCUGGUCGUAUUGGCAGCUAGCCCUAGCAUAAUAAUUGUCAGGAGAUGGGGACCCAAGUGGAGGGAGGAGAGAUACUGCAGAUUCGAAAAAGCUUAG
Molecule: messenger RNA, 1608 nt
Organism: Clonostachys rhizophaga
Lineage: Eukaryota; Fungi; Ascomycota; Sordariomycetes; Hypocreales; Bionectriaceae
Source: the annotation of a GenBank genome assembly